This is a messenger RNA of Anguilla rostrata (American eel), 1491 nucleotides long. RefSeq lists its product as uncharacterized. NCBI's taxonomy places the organism in Eukaryota, Metazoa, Chordata, Actinopteri, Anguilliformes, Anguillidae. The transcript is spliced from 3 exons. The record is from RefSeq and is a predicted model, not a curated record. Bases 409 to 1476 code for a protein of 355 amino acids.
AGUCGGUAGGUUAUGUAGGGCUUACUCAUAUUUUGUGCGGGCAGAGGCGUAUUGCGGCCGUAACUACGUGUGAAAGUAACAGCUACUUGAGUGGUUGGCUAAGAUUUUGUGGAGGGUAGGCAACUCACCCUGGACACUCUAUUCCAUCACUGAGCAUCAGUUUAUUCCAUCGCCCACACAGGCUGAGAAGGAUACGUGCUGGAUGGGUGUAGAGGAAAAAGGGAUAGAAAAUUGUGCAUUUAAAUCAAUCUCAAGCGAGAUUGUAGCAUCUACCAUACCAUUGGCGUGACCGAAAUACGCAAAGUUAACGCUGUCUUGAAGAUUUUAUAAGCAUUUAAAGCACCGGAGCAGCCUUGUGUGCGUUUUAGUUUAAAGAUUAGGACCAAUUUUUUCAGAAAGGGGCCAGUAAUGCUACUGGGACUAAAAUAUCUGACUGCAAGGCUAGCUGCCUUCCUUAUCCUGGUUCUAAUGACAUUGGGAAUGAGCGAGGCUUGCCUUAUGAUCAGUGAGGUAAACGCAGAUAACCCCGGACUGGACACCACAGAGUUUGUAGAACUGUAUCAUACGAGUGGCCAGAGAACUCCUUUAGACGGCUACACCUUGGUCUUCUACAAUGGUAACGGAAACGCAGCCUACAAAGUGCUAGACCUUAAAGGCUACACCACAGAUGACAGGGGUUUCUUUCUAGUGGGCUCCCUUGACGUUCAGCCCAAGCCUGCCAUCAUCUUGCCCCCCAACACGGUCCAGAAUGGCCCAGACGCCAUUGUUCUCUACCACCCCAGUGCACCGCAGUACAGCGAGAAGAUGAAUGUGACGGCUUACGGCUUGGUGGACGCCAUAGUGUACACGACGCGCCGGUUAGGGGAUGCAGAGUUUCUGGCAAGGACCCUGACCCCGGGGUCGCCCGCUUUUGUGGAGGACGAGUCCACCCAUGAGGGCGACGAGUCCAUCGAGCGCUGCUGGCUGUCCACGGCCACCUGGACCUUCCAGGUGGCCCCGCCUUCCCCUGGCCAGCGCAACCGCUGCACCCCGCCCAGGGGCCCGGACCCGCGCAUCAGCGAGCUCAGACUCGGAGGGGAGCAGUCGGAGAUCUUCGUGGAGCUGAGCGUUCCCCAAUCGACCGACCCACUGGUGCUGGUGCUGCUGGACGGACGAACGGACACGGUCAGCUUCAGCAUGGAGAUCAAACCAGCCAAGGACGGGCUGGUCCUCAUCUCCUCGGGGAAGAGCGGCGGUGACGUUGUGUUUCCACCGGGUGAUUACUCCGUGCUGGCACCGCAGACGAGGUCCUCGGGUGCCGUGGCGUUGUACAGCGGAAACGCUGAGGACUUCGCCGUGGGCAGCCCUCUCAGCGCCCGGCAGCCGCUCGACGCCUUUGUGUACACCAGCCCUGAGGGCGUGGCCAGUGACAACCUUACUGAGACGCUCAUCCCUGGCAGAGGGGCCUUCCGUCUACACCCCAGGCAAGCCUGCUAAGUGACUGUAAUUAUU